AUGCCUACCGCAACAGAGCGCAUCAACGCCCUGAACCCCUUCUCCAAGAAGGAGGCUCACAGCGUCAGGUCCAUCACGACGUACAAGGUUUUGACCAUUUUGAGCUGGCUCCUGUCCCUCGUCGUCACCCUCUACUAUACCUUCAACGAGCCCCGCGAUGGCUUCACGAUUCGGAGAAGAAUUUGGGAUCAGAACUACCUGUACCCGACUGCCUUUACACUGAACUCGGUCAUUGUCGACAUUUACUGGAUCGUUCUCUUCAUUCUGCAAGUCGGCUACGUCGCCCACCUCUUCUCGAGCAACAGCGAUUAUGUCAAUGCCGCCGCCAGUGUCGGAUCUCACUUCAUCUUCAACAACCUGCUGCACUUCGCAUUCGUCAUGCUCUUUGUCCGCUCCCAUUUUGUUUGGGCCGAACUCAUUCUGCUCAUCAACUUCGCUAACCUGUCGUCGCUGUAUUUCCGCCACAACACCUACCCGCGCUUCAUCCACUGGCCCGUUAUUUCUGCUCCUCUGGCGUGGACGUUCGUGGCCAUCUACUGGAACGGUGCCAUCAUGGUCCCUCACCCGCAUAGCCUGGUUGCCCGCAUCUUUGGAAACAUCUUCAUCUGGUCCAUCCUAGUCUACGGCGGUUUCUUCAUCGUAGCAUACAAGGAUUACACCAUCGGAUUCUCCCUCAGCGCUCUGGCUGCCGCUAUCGGUGUUGCCCAGUUCCACCGCCAGGUCAUUGCCUUCCAGUGGAUCUUUGCCUUUACCAUCAUGGCCGUUCUGUUCGUCUCGACGCUCGUCACUGCCUACCCGGCCGCAACCGGCAAGGACUACCCUUGGCGAAGCCGCUCCUCCGCUCCUGCUGACGCGGAGCGUGCUCCUCUUCUCGCCGAUGACCAGUAA
Molecule: messenger RNA, 888 nt
Organism: Colletotrichum higginsianum IMI 349063
Lineage: Eukaryota; Fungi; Ascomycota; Sordariomycetes; Glomerellales; Glomerellaceae
Product: ATP synthase F0
Exons: 4
Coding region: 1-888 (295 amino acids)
Source: RefSeq, a predicted model, not a curated record